GCGUAUUUUUUUUCCAGCCGAUGACGAUGUACAUGGCGUGCGUGCAGUUCGGGAUGUCCAUGCAGCAAGCGAUGGUUGCGUCGACGCUGAACGCGGCGGCGUCGCUCGGGCGGUCGGCCACGCACGGGUCGCUGGAGCCGGGGAAGGUCGGGGACAUCCUUCUCAUCGACUCGCCCAGAUUCACUCGAUUCUUCCAGGUGGGAGCACUUGAUUUAUCAGUUUGGAAGCCACCACGAGACGAUAGAGCUGGUGAUCAAGAGAGGAAUCAUCGUUCACAGGCGACAAUGAACUGCGGGCUGCAUCGUUCUCGAUCCCGCAGGAUCCUCACUGGAAAUGUGCCCUGCCUCCGAGGAGGAGGAGGAGGCGUUCGGCGAGGCGUCACCGUGCGUCGAGACAGCUUUUUACUUGUGUAG
Molecule: messenger RNA, 413 nt
Organism: Darwinula stevensoni
Lineage: Eukaryota; Metazoa; Arthropoda; Ostracoda; Podocopida; Darwinulidae
Source: the annotation of a GenBank genome assembly